UCAUCAGCUCUACCAAGCCACCAAGGACACCCUCUUAGCCAUCUGCAUUGCACUGCUGAACACAUCCUGAGAAACAUGGAGUGUGAGCUAAAAAAUAUUCUACUGAGACCUGGAGAUCAACUGAAAAUACAGGGGAUAGUUGUCAGUGAUGCAAACAGGUUCCAGAUUGAUCUUGGAGCUGAUUCAGAUAACCUAGCCCUGCAUUUCAACCCACGCUUCAAAGAUGAGACUGUGAUUGUCUGUAACUCCAAGCAUGAAAGUACCUGGGGAGAUGAGGAAAGGCAUGACAGAAAUCCCUACCAUCCAGGCACAACAAUGAAGGUUAGAGUUAAAAUGACUGGCAACCUGUUUGAGGUGGAACUGCCUGAUGGAGAGGAGAUCCAAUUCCCUAAUAGAGAAGGCCUGGAUGUCAUCAGUUAUGUUAGGAUUAAAGGUGAUUUUAAGCUCACCUCUUUCAAGAUCUAUUGAUAUCUGUAUUUGAUCAUAUACCAAGAUGUCUCAGAUAUUGUGGAAAAAAUGGAGUGCAACAAUAAAUUGUUUUUAUCUCUA
This is a messenger RNA of Sardina pilchardus (European sardine), 549 nucleotides long. Its product is annotated as galectin-2-like. The transcript is spliced from 4 exons. Bases 76 to 468 code for a protein of 130 amino acids. Gene Ontology annotation, molecular function: carbohydrate binding. The record is from RefSeq and is a predicted model, not a curated record. NCBI's taxonomy places the organism in Eukaryota, Metazoa, Chordata, Actinopteri, Clupeiformes, Clupeidae.